This is a messenger RNA of Lactuca virosa, 780 nucleotides long. Lineage: Eukaryota; Viridiplantae; Streptophyta; Magnoliopsida; Asterales; Asteraceae. The record is from the annotation of a GenBank genome assembly.
AUGAACCCACAAAAAGGAGAAAAUCAAAGCAAGCAUAAUCGACGACACGAUAACAAUGGUCGGAGUUCAAUCAAUACGGUGGUGGGUGGGAUGAGGAGCGUCGAUUCCGGUGUCUGCAAAAUCAAUGUAUUUGUCGUUUUCCUUGGAUGUGACGGUGAAAUUGGUGUCGAUUUCGGUGACAACGUUUUAAAAAAUAGAAGAUACAAAGUAAGAUUUCUUUUCCCCCAAUUUCAUCGCCAUUCUAGGUCUUAUCAAAUCAAAAAAUCGAAUUUCACCGCAGGUGGUAGAGUCUUGCGCCGGAGUACCGAAAGAUCGCAAAACUCAGCCAACUGGUGGAGACUUUACCGGAGAACUUACAGCGGAAUGUCGAAUUCGGAGGGUUCAUCUACUGCAACGCCCAUCUCCUCCUCUAAUAUUGGUUUUCAGCUGCUGAAAAAACACGGUUGGAAAGAAGGAACCGGCCUUGGUAUUUCUGAACAGGGAAGGUUGGAGCCUGUGCAGGCAUUUUUAAAGAAGAACAAACGAGGGUUGGGUGCAGCAGAGAUAAAGAAACCACAGAACACAGGGGAUCAAAAAAACUUGGCUUCUGAUAAGACUAAUGAUAAAUUAUCAAAGAAAAGUAAAGCAAAGUUGUCAAAGAAGAUGAAGAAAGCUCAAGAAAUUGAGAAGAGGAAACGAGACGAACGAAAGGUGAUCGUAGCCAUCAAGAACACAAUCAAAGAUCAAAGAUCAAAGAUCAAUAUCAUAACUUUCUGUUGCGUGAUUCAAAUGGUUCAUUAG